Molecule: messenger RNA, 4033 nt
Organism: Pseudopipra pipra
Lineage: Eukaryota; Metazoa; Chordata; Aves; Passeriformes; Pipridae
Product: sucrase-isomaltase, intestinal-like
Exons: 23
Coding region: 1169-3910 (913 amino acids)
Biological process (GO): carbohydrate metabolic process
Molecular function (GO): carbohydrate binding; alpha-1,4-glucosidase activity
Source: RefSeq, a predicted model, not a curated record
AUCCCACAUCUGUGUUCUCGUUGGCCAUUAUUUGUAUUUUGAUAGUACUGAGAAACCUACUGGGAUUCCUUCACGCUAAGUACUGUACAGACUUAAAAUGAAGCAGCUGGUUCCUGUUCCUAUGAGAUGACACUUCUUACCUUACUAUGUAUAAUCUGUCAAACAAAGAAGUUUUGAUGACUCUUACUAUCUUGGAGGAAUUAUUUCUUUCUCUGCUCAGCUUGAAAGGAGAUGAAAGUACUGCUUGUGAUUUGUUUGUGAAUUUAUUCCAAGUUUUGGCAGAAAUGGGUAAUGAAUGAUAUAUAUUGUUAAGAAACAAUGUAUAAGUUAGUUAAACAUCAGCAAUACCAGUUAGUGUUUGUCUGUCAUGCUUUUUGGGCACUCAGAGGGUGUACACACAAAUGAUUUGGGUCUAUAUCACAACUUUGAGCAAAGUCCCAGUGGAGAGUGGAUUUACACACAAGACUCAAGUGGCAGUCAUUUUUGUGCCUGGUGGAGGGUCCCUGUUCCCCUUGGCCCAGUAGGUAAAACCCACCCAUUGUGUUGUGCCAAACUACACAAAUGAUGGCAACAAAGUGGUGAUCCCUAGUUUUAGGUCUGUCAUCUGGAAACUCUGAGUAGUUGUGGGCUUUUUUAGUGUGUGUUUAAGAUUCAUAUGAAUAUUGUAUUUUCCAGCUAAACCAGGUCUUACCAUAGAAAACAACUUUACUCUGAAAGCUCUUGCCAUCAAGUAAUUGGAAGAAAAAUGUCAUUUUGUAAAGGUCACAGUAUCAAGUGUCUUGUUUUAAUGGAGAAUUCUUUGACUGUUUUUCUCCAAACAUAAUUUUUGCUGUAAAACCACAUAAGAGACAAAAGAUAAUAUGAAAUCAGAAAAAGGUAAGCACUGGACUCUCAUUGUCUGAAGAUGCUUGUUUCAAAAAAAAAAAAGACGGUGGUCUCUGAAAAAUUAUCUAAGAAGUUAUGGGAAAAUCAUGUUCUCUCUCAAAGCUGGAAUUCAAAAGUUGAGCAAAGUUUGUGGACAAAUUACUCACUACAUCUUAUCUGCUUAGACAACGUUCUUGAAUACAGGCAAGGUCAUAUUCUUAAAUACAGGCAAGGUCGUGUGUUACAAUUAAUCUCAUGAAAGUUACGAACGUUGAGAAAAUAUUUGCAGUGUUUCUGAUUGUGUAUGGGAAACAGUGCUUAUUGUGCCCCUGCCUUGUAUAAAAGGCUCAAGGCUGCCUGCAGAAGUCCUCCUUCGACCAUGGCAAGCAUGAGGAGCCCGUGUUUCUUGGCCAUUGUACUCGCAGCCCUAGGCGGGUGCCUUGGCUCCAGCCAGGAUGCGCAGUGCCCUGGGGCCGUUGCAGUGCAGAAGCGCAUCGACUGCCACCCCCAGCCGGGCGCGUCCCAGGAGGCCUGUGAGGCGCGGGGCUGCACCUGGUGCAGCACCGAUGUGCCCAACGCUCCCUGGUGCUUCUUCCCUGAGGACAGUCCCUACGGCUACUCCCGGGCUGGGAACAUCGAGAAGACAGACAAAGGCUGGAGGGUCACACUGAACAAACGCCAGUCCUUGUCCCUGUUUGGAAAUGACAUUUCCCCGAUCGUCUUGGAAGCGGAGUUCCAGACAAAGGACAGACUCCGGUUCAGGCUCUAUGACCCCAACAAGCAGAGGUUUGAAGUCCCGCUCAAGAUCGAUGGUCCCGGGGUUACCGCCGAGGAAGCCACCUAUGAGGUGGAAUUCUCGGAGGACUCCACACACUUCACAGUCAAGAGGAAAAGCACUGGCACCGUGCUGUGGGACAGUCCCCUGGUCGAUCUGUUUUUCUCCAACCAGUUCCUUCAGAUCACCACUACUGUGCCAUCCACUUCUGUGUAUGGAUUUGGUGAACAUGAGCACCCGACCUUCAAACACAACAUGGACUUCAGUACCUAUGGCAUGUACGCCAGGGAUCAGGCACCAACGUCAUUUGCCAACCUCUAUGGAGUUCACCCUUUCUACAUGUGUGUAGAACCUGACUCCAAUGCCCACGGUGUUCUCCUUCUGAACUCCAAUGCGCAAGAUGUUACUCUGUCUCCAAACCCAUCUUUGACUUUCCGCACUAUUGGGGGGAUCUUCGACUUCUAUCUCUUCCUGGGACCGACCCCCGAAAAUGUCAUUCAGCAAUACACUGAGGCCAUUGGACGCCCUCACAUGCCAGCCUACUGGUCUCUGGGAUUUCAGCUCUCCCGCUGGGGCUAUGGCAGCCUUGAUGUUUUAAAGCAAACUGUCGAUCGCAUGCACCGCUAUGAUAUCCCGUAUGAUGUCCAACAUCUUGAUAUUGACUACAUGGAACGUCGCCUGGACUUUACCUAUGAUAAAGUGAAUUUUGCUGGUCUGCCAGAGUACAUCCAGGAGCUGAAGAAGAAAGGAAUGCACAGUAUUGUGAUUCUGGACCCUUUCAUAACCAAGGAUGAGGAACCAGGCACUUACAAACCUUAUGAUCUUGGCCAGGAAAUGGGAGUCUGGGUGAACAACUCUGAUGGUGUAACUCCUGCUGUUGGGCAGGCCUGGCCUCCAGGAGAUUCCGUGUUUCCUGACUACACCAACCCCAGGACAGUGGAGUGGUGGACCCAGCUGUGUCUGGAGUUUAAGGAUGUCCUUGACUACGAUGGGAUCUGGAUUGAUAUGAAUGAACCAUCCAAUUUCUUAAGAGGCCAAUAUCCUGGAUGUGCUGAUAAUGAAAUCAAUAACCCUCCUUACAUUCCUAGCAUUUCAGAUCGCUCUCUGUCUCAAAAGACAUUGUGUCCUGACUCCAAGACUUACCUCGGAGAGCAUUAUAACACACACUCUCUCUUUGGCUGGUCACAGACAGAACCAACUUUCAAUGUUGUCCAGCAGGCAACUGGAAAGCGAGCAUUUGUCUUGAGUCGGUCUACAUUUGUUGGCAGUGGGAAGCAUGGGGCUCACUGGCUGGGUGACAACUUCUCUCAGUGGAAGGACCUGCGCCGGUCAAUCAUUGGAAUCCUGGAAUUCAACCUCUUCGGCAUUCCCUAUAUUGGUGCUGAUAUCUGUGGGUUUAACUAUAACACUACCUAUGAACUCUGCCUGCGCUGGAUGCAGCUUGGCUCUUUCUACCCAUUUUCCAGAAAUCACAAUUCAGAGGGAAACAGCGAACAAGACCCAGCGGUGUUCGGAGACGAGUUUGCCAGGAUAUCUCGUGCUACCCUUCGGAUCAGAUACUCACUGCUGCCAUACUUGUACACCUUGUUCUACGAGUCUCACGUGCACGGAAACACAGUGGUGCGGUCACUGAUGCACGAAUUUACCUCUGAUCAGCAGACUCAUGAAAUAGAUACUGCCUUCCUUUGGGGACCUGCCUUUAUGAUUGCUCCUGUUCUUGAUGAGGGAGCAAGAUCUGUGGAUGUAUACUUCCCUGAUGCAGAAUGGUUUGACUACUAUACCGGUCUUAAAGUGCCAAGUGCCUGGAAGAAAAACUAUUCUACUGUGUCUGCUCCACUGAGCAAGAUCCCUCUGUUCAUCCGUGGAGGGUACAUUCUGCCAGAACAGGCACCAGCCACAACCACCACAAAGAGCCGUCUGAACCCAUUUGGACUCAUUAUUGCCCUGGAUGAACAAGGAGAAGCUUCUGGGUCUCUUUUCUGGGAUGAUGGUGAUUCCAUCGAUACCAUUGAAAACGAGAACUACUUCUUGGCUAAAUAUACAUUCAGCAAAGGAAACCUGAAGACAGAAAUACUGAAAAAUGGCUACCGAGGAGCUGACACUCUGAAGUACAAUAAAAUUACAAUUCUUGGCCUGAAAUUGAGACCUCAAGCUGUUACUCUGAAUGGAAGAUCUAUCCAUGGAGAUGCUUUCUCUUUUGAGAUGAGUGGGAAACUGACUCUGCGGAUUUCUGCUCCACUUACUCAGGAACUGAACAUUAAGUUUUACUAGAAUGGUCAGAACACACAGAGUCAACUUGUGUUGAGCAUCCUUGCCCCUCAGAUAUUGGUCUCACUUUGAUUUUAAUGUAAAAAGUCCAUUUAGUCAUUAAAACAUUGCUUAUGGACCUGAUAA